This is a messenger RNA of Anisakis simplex (herring worm), 312 nucleotides long. The record is from the annotation of a GenBank genome assembly. NCBI's taxonomy places the organism in Eukaryota, Metazoa, Nematoda, Chromadorea, Rhabditida, Anisakidae.
AUUGAGGGAUUUUUGAAUGGCUAUUGUGACUGGUUGUCCAAUGGUUAUACGUCAAUAUUUAUGUUACUGAUUCUGUGUCCAUACUGGUAUCUGAGUAUCACUGGCGCUAUGACAGCACAAGCUCGUUUAUCCAUUGACAGACUCUUCUUGGAAGGAUCGCCCAUGCUCGAGCCCAGUCAUUAUGGCAUCUGCACAAAUUGGUACCCGGUCAAUUUGCCUAGCGACAUUUUGACUAAUGACAUUCUUCGUAAUGCGCAUGCGAGACUAUUGGACCCACCCGUUCAGAGGAUCUUGAGGAUGUUCAUCUCGUAG